Daphnia pulex (common water flea) is the source of this 1590-nucleotide messenger RNA. RefSeq names its product keratin-associated protein 16-1-like. The coding region runs from base 502 to 1455 and encodes 317 amino acids. The record is from RefSeq and is a predicted model, not a curated record. NCBI's taxonomy places the organism in Eukaryota, Metazoa, Arthropoda, Branchiopoda, Diplostraca, Daphniidae. The transcript has 2 exons.
UGGGCCAGUCUAUUAGUGGACUAAAUAAAAAGUUCGUUACAUAUAAUCAUUGUCGAUAAGAAGCAAAUUUAAUUUGAAAGAACUUAAAUUUAAAGUUUACUAGCUCACGCAAGAUAAAAUUUAAAAAUCGAUGCUUGAAUUAGACCCCCUCACCUGACGCAAUCUUCCUCUGCUCAUCGCCAAAUUGAGUUCAGUUGGCAACAUCAAUCGAAUCUGAACGUUGAUUAACAUGAGAUGGGUGUAACCGUUACACCCUUGAUUCAUGGUCACUUGGCACUUCCACCUCCAGUAAACACGUAUGAUAUCGCAUCAGGGGAAAUCCCUAAUUAAAUCAAAGACGUUGAUGAUGAAGAGGUGGGGUCCUACAUCUCCAUUAAGGCGAUGGGCAAGGUCUUAGUCCCCUCAUUAGGCAAACAAUAUUGACGCCCAUUACAGUAUAAAUAAGCAAGUAAAAUCCAACAUAACCAACACAAAACCCACAACCCCCAACUAAGAAUCAAAAUGGCGAGAACAAGUGCGCUGUGCCAGCUAUUGCUCGUGUCGUGCUGCAUAAGUCUAGUGGUCGUCAACGCCAUGCCGAUGCCAUCAAGUGACGACAGCAGCGAAAGCUCCAAAGAACGAAACCUAGAAAGUUCCAUGGAAGCCGGAGGAUGUCCAACUGGAGGAUGUCAACCCGUAGGAUGUCCAACUGGAGGAUGUCAACCCGUAGGAUGUCCAACUGGAGGGUGCCAACCCACAGGAUGUCCAACUGGAGGAUGCGGCCAACCCACAGGAUGUCCGACCGGAGGAUGCCCAGGAAAUGAGGAACGAAACCUAGAGAUCGAGACUUCCCAGGAAGCCGUACAAGUGGAAGAGAGAGUCAGUGUAUCUGUAGAAGAAAUUGAAAUUGAAUUGGAAUCUGAAGAUCCAGCAACCGGCUGUAUCGAUGCAUCAUGUAGAAAUCAAGGCGCCGCCAGAAGACCUGUACCUUGCACAGGUCCAACCUGCAACCCCGUCGCUCCACGAGUCCCAGCACCUUGCACAGGUCCAACCUGUACACCCGUCGCUCCAAGAAGACCUGCACCUUGCACAGGUCCAACCUGUACACCCGUUGCUCCACGAGUCCCAGCACCUUGCACAGGUCCAACCUGUACACCCGUCGCUCCACGAGUCCCAGCACCUUGCACAGGUCCAACCUGUACACCCGUCGCUCCACGAGUCCCAGCACCUUGCACAGGUCCAUCUUGCACACCCGUCGCCCCACCAUCACCGGCACCUUGCACAAGUCCAUCCUGCACCGAAGCACCUGUUGUCGCAAAACCCCCAAGGAGAAGAACUACGGCCCCACCAGUCGCUCCGGCUGAGCCAGCUGCACCUUGUCCAACUUGCAAAACCACCACCACUACCACCACAACAACUUGCACAACAAACUGCGCCCCAACCACUUGUACAACCCCAGGCUGUGCAACUGCCUGAACGGCCGGUGCAACCGGAGAUUGAAGAUCGAGCGAGAGCGGGUAUGGGAUACAAUAGCUGCACACUUACAAUUCUGUAGCUGAUAGAUAUAACAAAAUGGGAAGGCUAAUACAAUACACAGGAACAAACUAAAAA